Penicillium atrosanguineum is the source of this 1389-nucleotide messenger RNA. RefSeq names its product GPI-anchored beta-1,3-endoglucanase EglC (gene bgt2). Gene Ontology annotation, biological process: cell wall organization. The transcript has a single exon. Gene Ontology annotation, molecular function: 1,3-beta-glucanosyltransferase activity; glucan endo-1,3-beta-D-glucosidase activity. Gene Ontology annotation, cellular component: fungal-type cell wall; cell surface; extracellular region. Lineage: Eukaryota; Fungi; Ascomycota; Eurotiomycetes; Eurotiales; Aspergillaceae. Bases 1 to 1389 code for a protein of 462 amino acids. The record is from RefSeq and is a predicted model, not a curated record.
AUGUUCUCCAAGCAGGCUGUCGCUCUCGCUCUGGCCGUGGCCACCGCUGAGGCCGCCUACCAGGGCUUCAACUACGGCUCUACCAACGUCGAUGGUAGCUCCAAGUACGAGGCCGACUUCAAGACCGAGUUCCAGACCGCCAAGAACCUCGUUGGCACCGACAACGGCUUCACCAGCGCUCGUCUGUACACUAUGAUUCAGGGUGGUACCACUGCCGACCCCAUUCAGGCUAUCCCCGCCGCCGUUGCUGAGGAUACUUCCCUUCUCCUCGGCCUCUGGGCCUCCGGCGGCAACAUGGCCAACGAGCUCACUGCCCUCAAGGCUGCCAUCAGCGCCUACCCGUCUUUCGGCGACAAGGUUGUUGGUAUCUCCGUCGGCAGCGAGGAUAUGUACCGUAACUCCGUCACUGGCUCCAAGUCCAACGCUGGCCCCGGUGUUGAGGCCGAUGUCCUCGUCGAGUACAUCAAGGAGGUUCGCGCUGCCAUUGCCGGCACCAGCCUGAGCGAUGCCCCCAUCGGUCACGUCGACACCUGGGACGCCUGGACCAACAGCUCCAACGCCGCCGUCAUUAACGCUCUUGACUGGCUCGGCUUCGAUGGCUACCCUUACUACCAGACCACCGACUCCAACAGCAUCGACAACGCCAAGGCCCUGUUCGACGAGUCCGUCGCUAAGACCAAGGAGGUCGCCAACGGCAAGGAGGUCUGGAUCACUGAGACCGGCUGGCCCGUCAGCGGCCCCACUGAGGGUGAGGGUGUUGCUUCCACUGCCAACGCCAAGCAGUACUGGGACCAGGUUGCCUGUCCUCUUCUCGGUGAGACCAACACCUGGUGGUACAUGCUCGCCGAUUCCGGUGCCUCCCCCAGCUUCGGUGUCUCCGACAGCACCUCCAACACCACCCCUCUGUACAGCCUCCGCUGCAACACCACCAGCUCCAGCUCCAGCUCUGCCGCUUCCUCCUCCUCCGCCACCGGUUCCGCUUCCUCCUCCGCCACUGGUUCCGCUUCCGGCAGCACCACCGACUCCUCCUCCGGUUCCACCAUCACUGGUGCCGGCAUCGUUGCCGCCCACAACGGCACCCGCGCUACUGGCUUCCACUCCACUGUCUCUUCCACCCCUCUCGUUUCUGCCACCAAGGCCGCUAGCACCUCCGGCUCUUCCUCCGGCUCUGGCUCCGGCUCCGGCAGCUCCUCCGGCUCAGGUUCCUCCGGCUCCGGCAGCUCCUCCGGCUCAGGUUCCUCCGGCUCCAGCGCUAGCUCCGGCUCCGGCACCAGCUCCGGCACCUCCAGCUCUGCCUCCUCCUCCCCUGUGUUCAACUCUGCCACCCGCUCUACUGGCUCUGCCUUUGGCGCCAUUGUUGCUGCCAUUUUCCUCGGCAUCGCUAUCUAA